This is a messenger RNA of Neospora caninum, 669 nucleotides long. RefSeq lists its product as hypothetical. Lineage: Eukaryota; Apicomplexa; Conoidasida; Eucoccidiorida; Sarcocystidae. The record is from RefSeq and is a predicted model, not a curated record. The coding region runs from base 1 to 669 and encodes 222 amino acids. The transcript has 4 exons.
AUGUUUUUUUGCGGAGACGUUGCCGAGAGCGAGAGCGGCGCGUCGCGGCGGUCCGGGCACCGGCGCGCGGACUCCUUCGACCUGCGGGCUGCCGUCAAUUUGCCGGAGUUAACGAACCGCAGGACGCAGGAAGACGUUCGGAGGCUCGUCUACCGCUUCAAACAGAGAAUCGAAGACGUGCCGGGUGCGCGCGAGCGGCUCCUCCACUUUUGGCGAGACGCCGAUUUUCAAGAGAGUGUCCUCGCGUCCCUCGCGCACGACAUUCCUCGCGACGGAGAUCCCCUCGCAACCGGCCCUCAGGAGACGUCCGGAGAGCGACGGAACCGAGGCUCCAGCUCGAGGCGGAGGAAAUUCCAAGACCGGAGCUUCGGCGACUGCGUCCUCUGGCUAGGACUCGUCAACAGACACAACAGAUACGCCGCCAUCGAGCUGAAACUCCCGGAGACUUUCGAUCCCUGGGUGACCUACGUGAACCGCCUCAUGGUUUACUUGUUUGCGGAAAUCCCCGGCUACCGCGGCCCAGACGAUUUCCACCGUCUCUGCGCCGUCUCGAUGAAUGAGCCAUUUCCAAUGAAAUGCCACAAUCCAGGUCACAUCGAUUUCCAGCCCCGCAACUCCCCACAGUCUUCGGACUCCGACACAGACGACACGGACGAAGACGAAGACUAA